This is a messenger RNA of Acomys russatus (golden spiny mouse), 1419 nucleotides long. RefSeq names its product SRY-box transcription factor 11 (gene Sox11). Gene Ontology annotation, biological process: negative regulation of transcription by RNA polymerase II; anatomical structure morphogenesis; neuron differentiation. The transcript has a single exon. Bases 66 to 1253 code for a protein of 395 amino acids. Gene Ontology annotation, molecular function: RNA polymerase II cis-regulatory region sequence-specific DNA binding; DNA-binding transcription activator activity, RNA polymerase II-specific. Lineage: Eukaryota; Metazoa; Chordata; Mammalia; Rodentia; Muridae. The record is from RefSeq and is a predicted model, not a curated record.
GUGGAGGGGCGGGAGGGGGAGGGGCGCCCGCGCAGAAGACCCAGCGCCCAGCCCCGCCGCGGACCAUGGUGCAGCAGGCCGAGAGCUCGGAAGCCGAGAGCAACCUGCCCCGGGACGCGCUGGACACCGAGGAGGGCGAGUUCAUGGCGUGCAGCCCGGUGGCCCUGGACGAGAGCGACCCGGACUGGUGCAAGACGGCGUCGGGCCACAUCAAGCGGCCCAUGAAUGCCUUCAUGGUGUGGUCCAAGAUCGAGCGCAGGAAGAUUAUGGAGCAGUCGCCCGAUAUGCACAACGCCGAGAUCUCCAAAAGGCUGGGCAAGCGCUGGAAGAUGCUGAAGGACAGCGAGAAGAUCCCGUUCAUCCGGGAGGCGGAGCGCCUGCGCCUCAAGCACAUGGCCGAUUAUCCCGACUACAAGUACCGGCCGCGCAAAAAGCCCAAGACGGACCCAGCGGCCAAGCCAAGCGCGGGCCAGAGCCCCGACAAGAGUGCGGCGGGCGCCAAGGCGUCCAAGGGCCCGGGCAAGAAGUGCGCGAAGCUUAAGGCUCCUGCGGGCAAGGCGGGCGCGGGCAAAGCGGCGCAGCCCGGGGACUGUGGCGCGGGCAAGGCGGCCAAGUGUGUCUUCCUGGACGACGACGACGAAGACGACGACGAGGACGACGAGCUGCAGCUGCGGCCCAAAGCGGAUGCGGACGACGACGACGACGAGCCCGCGCACUCGCACCUGCUGCCGCCGCCGGCGCAGCAGCAGCCCCCGCAGCUGCUGAGGCGCUACAGUGUGGCCAAGGUGCCCGCCAGCCCCACGCUCAGCAGCGCGGCCGAGUCCCCAGAGGGCGCGAGCCUGUACGACGAGGUGCGCGCGGGCGGGCGGCUGUACUACAGCUUCAAGAACAUCACCAAGCAGCAGCCUCCGCCCGCGCCUCCCACGCUGUCGCCUGCGUCCUCGCGCUGCGUGUCCACCUCCUCAUCCAGCGGCAGCAGCAGCGGCAGCGGCGCCGAGGACGCCGACGACCUCAUGUUCGACCUGAGCUUGAAUUUCUCCCAGGGCGCGCACAGCGCCUGCGAGCAGCCACUGGGCGCGGGCGCGGCGGGGAACCUGUCCCUGUCGCUGGUGGAUAAGGACCUGGAUUCCUUCAGCGAGGGCAGCCUGGGCUCCCACUUCGAGUUCCCCGACUACUGCACGCCGGAGCUGAGCGAGAUGAUCGCAGGGGACUGGCUGGAGGCGAACUUCUCCGACCUGGUGUUCACGUAUUGAGGGGUGCAGGGCUCCUCGGGAGGCAGUCGUGGCAGUCAGGAUAAAGAGGAUGGUGGGGGGAGGGGGAGAAGAUGCUCAUGGUCAGAGAUUUGGCGCAAAGAAAUUGGAAACAGUGAUGAGAUGUUGGUGGAGUUAAAGUGAAAUGAGUAGUUUUAAACAGAUUUUU